GAGAGAUGUGUGUGUGGUUUGUGUUAUUCUUCAUCUCAUUACAUAGGGGCAGGGCUUGAAAAUGUGUACACGUCACGCCUGCGCCUCGUUAACAUCUUUGCCCUGUAUAUAUAGGAGCCACCGGACUUUUGCGGUCAAUCAAAAAACGUUGCUGAAACUUUUGAAUUUCAAAUCUUCUUCGCUGUAAAAUUUUUUAAAAAGAAAUAUUUUUUUUCUGCUCGUUGAUAGAUUGCCUUUGGGAAUUUUUCUCAGAAUAAUCCUGUAUAAGAAAAACAGAGCAUUGACAAAUAGUGUGGGAAUAGAAUUCUUCAGCAACUUGGCAGCGCUAACAUAAUUUUUUGACUAUUUUUUUUUUGAAGACCAUCUCUUGUCAGGAAAUUCAUUGGCCGGCGGAAGGGCUUCCGGAUUAGUGGUUUUAGGUUGGUGACGACUUGCUUUCUGAAUUAAAUACUUCCGCCCAGGAGAGAGAGAGGGGGAUUUACUCUCUGCAAGCGCCAUGCAUAUCUUCUUCUAUGUGAUUCACGUGACGGCAAUGCUGGCCAUCGUUUCAGGAAAUUGCAACAAGUACGGCAAUGCUUGCUUCGGUGCCCAUGGUAAAAGAAGCGACUUUAAACGAACCAGCACUGUCGAUCUGUCGGAUCAAAUUUGGCCAGUAGCGACAAACUGGAAUCCAACCAGACCUGAUGAGCCCGUUCAGGAGCGACGACAAAUGAAACCGCUUCCAGCUCUUCAACUGGAAUCGGUUUUGGUUUAUAACGACAUCCCACGAUCGGCUGAACAUUCCAGGUAUCUGAACCAAGAAGAUUAUAACAACUGAUCCGGAUCGCCACCGUUUUUUUCCUUAACACCUUCCGCCUCCCCUCCAUUUUGCAUUGUUACUUCCAGAGCCAUUUCAAUUGUGAACCGAACAAACGGCCAGAGAGAAAGAGAAAAAUCCAUCGGUCAUAACGGGCGUAAUGGACCGACAAACUUUUUCUCUCUGAACCGUUUUUCAGCACGACAAAUGGACAUAAUAGAAAUAUCCAGGUAGAGGGGGGAAUGUUAGAGAAACACACACAGUUGAAGGUUAUCUUUUUAGCUUAUAGUUUACUUGCUUUAACUAUUUGGGAAUUAUUCGGCGACAAAUCUGAUCCCUUUUUUGGCCCUGUGGACUUCUAAGAAUGGGCGUCCAUCUUUUUUGGUGAAGCGUUUGAACGCUGGGCAUUUCCUGUCGAUGUAGUAGAAAUGCGGCAUUCACUUUCUUUAUUACUCUUCAUCCGAGCUUUCAUCCUUUUCCCCCUUUUCUUCUCUCUUCGCAGUUGUACUAACUAUAUAUAUACACGCUGAUACACACAACACACUCUGCUGAGCUGCUACACAACAUAUACCUGUGCUCCGGGAGUUGCUUUCUUUCAAAACAACCCUCGAGGCUCUUUUUUUUUUACCUGUUUUGUUUGUAUCUUACUACUUUCUAUUUGGUUAUUUUUCCCUCCAUUUUUGUGCGUGUGUAGAGUCUUCCAUUCUUCCUUGUUACGAGAAAAAUAUCCUAGCUGCUGCUGCUGCUACUGCUAACUACCCCUUCUGUUACACGAAUGUUGUUGGAUUACUGGACAACUUUUGGAACCCCCCCUCUCAUUCGUAUGUGCCCCUAUAUAACGGCAGGAGGAAAUGGUUGAUGAGUAAUACACCUCAACACAAGCUUGA
Messenger RNA from Daphnia pulex (common water flea), 1683 nucleotides. RefSeq lists its product as uncharacterized. Gene Ontology annotation, molecular function: neuropeptide hormone activity. The transcript has 4 exons. NCBI's taxonomy places the organism in Eukaryota, Metazoa, Arthropoda, Branchiopoda, Diplostraca, Daphniidae. The record is from RefSeq and is a predicted model, not a curated record. The coding region runs from base 497 to 817 and encodes 106 amino acids. Gene Ontology annotation, biological process: neuropeptide signaling pathway.